Messenger RNA from Pediculus humanus corporis (human body louse), 2718 nucleotides. Its product is annotated as Chordin precursor, putative. Gene Ontology annotation, biological process: multicellular organism development. Lineage: Eukaryota; Metazoa; Arthropoda; Insecta; Psocodea; Pediculidae. The coding region runs from base 1 to 2718 and encodes 905 amino acids. The transcript is spliced from 13 exons. Gene Ontology annotation, molecular function: protein binding. The record is from RefSeq and is a predicted model, not a curated record.
AUGCAAUGUCAUUUUGGUAAAACGAUAAAAGAACUCGGUUCGAAAUGGUCAGCGGAUUUGGGUCCACCUUUUGGCGUGAUGCAUUGCAUACAAUGUGAAUGCGUUCCGUUCCAGAAGAAGCGUAGAAUUGUUGCCAAAGUCCAGUGCCGUAAUAUCAAACACGAAUGCCCGAAACCGACAUGCGACGAACCGGUUUUUAUCCCUGGAAAAUGUUGCAAGACUUGCCUCGAUGAUCAUCGCUUGUUAGAAGUGGCACAAGACAUACCACCGCAAGAAGAAGAUAAAAAUAUGAAAUAUUUUGGAGCGUUACUCACUGGAAGGACUUCAUUAGUAUUUAAAAGAGAUGAUAUUGUUAAUAUUCCAUCAACGUCUAAAAAUCCAGUUUAUCAAAUCGUCGCAACCGGAAGGUUUACAUUUCAUAAAAAAAAUUUAUAUUAUUCAUUUUACCUGGCAAAUUCCCUGAAUCAAAAUCCUCCGAGACCACGAACGAUACAAUUUAUCAACUACAAGGGAGAUCUUUUGGAAGAACAAAAUUUGUCGGCGAUGGGUAGCGUUUACCAAAAUGCGACAUCAAAAGUCUGCGGAGUUUGGAGAAGGAUACCGAGAGAAUAUAAAAGAUUGUUAAGGGAUGAAACUUUAUACGUUGCACUUUUAUGGGGUAAUAAUUUGGCAUUGAGCGGACAAAUCGCAAGGUUAAAAGCUUUAAACACUGAACAAUUUACCGCAUUGUUAACACCAUCUUAUUCUGAUCUUGUCGAACCUGAUAGCGGAGGAACUGCCAUCAUAUCAACUUUGGCAUCCCCACCCACGAUUCACAUAUCACUAGUUUUCAACGGAGUUUUUCUUCCGGAUGAAGUUUCCGACGUACCAUUAACGGUUCGACUUGAAAAUUCCGAAAAAGGACACGUCAUAUUCGAAGAGGUGGUAAGAGUGCAUAAACCAUCUCAUACGAUAAAUUCGGAAGAAGUAAAAAGUCUCAUAUCAAUGAACGAUCUUCGAAUGAUAACGAGAGGAAAAUUUAGCGUCAGUAUUUCUUCCAGGCAUAAACCUGAUAUAUAUUUUCUAUCUGGCCCUGUCGUCACGAGAACAGCCUGUGAAAUUUUCCAGACUCCCUUAUCGUUAUCAAACGAAUUAGAAGGUUCGGACGCGCAGGAAACCACGUCCAUGUUAUCAUACUCUCCAGCAUCCGGAAUGGCUUGGCUAUAUGUUAAUCGCGAUGGGUCCAUAACGUAUAACGUUCAAUUAAACGAAAUACAAGAAUCUCCAGUUUUCACGUUGAUGCCAUCCGGAAAAGGAAGGAAAAUAUUAGACAUACAACAAUUUACACCGAGUAAUUUAAAUAACGGAUUCGCCACUGGAACUUUGGAUAAACUAAGUCCUAAAUUAUUGGAAUUCCUUUAUUCUGGAGAAUUGUCUUUAAGUGUUAUCUCGACAAAAACUUCGAUAAAAGGACAAUUCGUGAGUAGGCCAGUUGCUGGAGCAGUAGACACAAAAUUACCACUUUUGUUAAAAAGAGUCAACAAUAAGAAAAACUACGAUCUAAUCGGUAUGGCUUGGCUUUCGAUUGAUUUCGAUUGCGAUUUAUACUACGAGGUUCAAUUAUCCGGUACUGGAGCCGAAUCACGGAGUUAUCAAUUGUUUUUGGAAGACACACCGAUAAUCGCACCGAAUUCUCCAGUGUCAAAAAGACAUUUGGAAGAUUUCAACGGAACUUUUCUGGAAGGAUUUGCACAAUUGACACCCCAAGAAUUAUUAAGAAUGGACACGGGAAUAAGUUUUUUCGAAAUUACGGAUUUAUCAACGGGUACGAUAUUAUUAAAAGCGGAUAUGAAACAACUUAAAAUUCCAGUCGAAUGUUUGUCGUACACGAACGAUAACGACGUAUCACCGUUUGUUUCGAUGUCUUCUCAUCGUACAAUCGACAUAACAAAAUGUUAUCACGAAGGAAUAUUUUACGACGAGGGUACUCAGUGGCGUCACCCACGUGACCCAUGUAAAAUGUGUCACUGUUUAAGAGGAAAAGAAAAAUGUGACGAUGUUGUUUGUCCUCCUCUACCCUGUACAAACAAAGCUAAAAUAUCCGUUAAAGAAUGUUGUCCGACUUGUUACGAUUCAAGCAACAACGAUUUAAAAACAUCCGUUGGUUGUACACAAGCCGGACAAUUUUAUCCAAACGGGAGCGUUUGGCAUCCUUAUUUACCACCCUACGGAUUUAAUUUGUGCGUUGUUAUGUCGUGCGUAAGCGACGCAAAAUCAUCCGUUAUCAAAUAUUCUAGAGUUCAAUGUCCUCCAUUGAAAUGUUCUGAAAAAGAAGCUGUGAGAAUGGAGAAAAAUUCUUGUUGCAAACAAUGUCCGACACCGGAAGCUGGCUACGCAAGAGAUCAAUCGGUGAUCGAAGUACCUAAAAAAAAAACAGACGAAGAAAUAUUACAAGAAGGGGGUUGUACGUAUUUGGGUAGAGGACCAUACGAAAAUAAUACGGAAUGGUCGCACAGAGUUGAUUCGAUAGGUAUAACGCCAUGCGUUAAAUGUCGAUGUAAGGAUGGAGUUAUAAUGUGCGAAAGGAAAAGAUGCAUAAGAGCAAAUUGUACAAAUAGCACGACGCAAAGUAAUGCUGACGUUGACGAUUGUUGUUCUCAUCAAUGCAGGUACAGACGACAGAGCAAACACAAUCAAAGGAGAAAAACGUGGAAGCAAAAAAAAAGAGGAAACGCGUAA